GCGCGUUCGGCAUUUCUGCGGAAGGGUUUGAACCGAAUCUGAUCGGCUUUUCCAUCUGGGUCUCCCAUGAAAGUCAUUACGCACGCUCGGAGGGGACGACCGGCGCAGCGUGAGUUGCGUGUGGGACACGGUGGCGUUUCUUCGGUAGCGCGUUCGGCAUUUCAGCGGAAGGGUUUGAACCGAACCUGAUCGGCUUUUCUAUCUGGGUCUCCCAUGAAAGUCAUUACGCACGGAAUCGUGUGGGCACUGUGGGACCAAACUUGUGACUGGAAGGACUUCAUAUCUGUAUAUGUGGUGAGAAACAGCCAGAAUGAGCUCACGGAUUGCGCCAGGGUCUCUUCUCCAUGGGAAACUUCACUCUAGUACAUUACAUUGUUUAUCCAUGGUUAAAUAUGGGCCAUAUUGAGGGCCUCAUGCUUUUCACGUCGCAUGUGUAGUGUUAAAGUUAACUUCUCCAUUAUUUCUCCCGUAGCUACUGCAAAAUCAUUUGAUAGUACAUAGCUCUGCUGGUGGGACAUGGAACUCGAGAAUGAUGACCGGGAACCUAGACGAAGCAUGUCUCACGGCAGGACAAGCAGCACUGGUUCCUCAUUGAGACGACGCUCGUUGAGUUUGUCAAGUGUGUUUCCCAAUCAGCUGAAUGAUGACAUUGAAAGUGAGAUGGUUUCAGAGGCUGGCGAUAUCGGGGAUCGGGCUCUUAGCAAUAAGAGGUACAGUGAAAGUGGCAGUGUGCGUUUAUCUACAGAUCAUGCUAUAGAGAAUGGAAUAGUUUUUCCAACUCAAGAGGACACCCUGCUGCAUCCAAUUGGUUUCUGGUCUCGCGAUCCGUCGAAUUUGAAUUCUGUCUCCCCUGUAUCACCCAUGGUGGAAGAGAUCAUAUCUCCUCUAUCAACUGAUGGAAUCUUGAGGCCCGUAGACAAAAAAAAGGAUGAAGAGAAAGUGUUGCCUCAGUCAUUGGAGUAUAUAUCAUGUCUUGUUCAUCUUGCUGUUUUUGGGAUUCUAGGGGUCUUAACAAGGUAUUUACUUCAAAAGUUAUUUGGCCCUGCAGUUACUGGAGUGACACGUGAUACAACUAUAUUAUACCUUGAUCUUCCUUCAAACAUGGUUGGUUCUUUUCUGAUGGGGUGGUUUGGUGUUGUAUUCAAGCAAGAUAUAUCCGAAGUCUCUGAUUUUCUGGCAAUUGGAUUGUCAACUGGUUAUUUGGGAAGCCUUACGACAUUUAGUGGUUGGAAUCAGAAGAUGCUUGACCUUAGUGCAGAUGGCAAGUGGCUGUUUUCGGUCUUGGGAUUUCUCAUUGGAUUAUUUCUUGCAGCCUAUUCCAUUGAAUUCGGGGUGGAGACAGCGAAGGGCUUCCGUUGGUUAAUGAAGAAGCACCCUACAAAUUCUAGCAAUGGCAUAUCUGCAAAGAGCUGGAGAGUUAACAGCCGUAAGCGUCACUUGUCUAUGAUUCUGGUGAUGGUACUGUUGUUGGGGUCAUUAUGGGCUCUUAGUGCGAUUAUGCUGAAACAUGAGUUUGGAAAUGGAGGCAGUGAUGCUCAACUGUGGUUGGGUUGCGUCGUCGGGCCAGUAGGUGUUUGGAUCCGGUGGUUCCUAGCACGACUUAAUGGGCGUGGGCUAGGAAAGACUGGUCUUUUGAAAUGGGUUCCAUUUGGGACCCUAAUUGCCAAUGUCUCUGCAGCUUGUGUCAUGGCAGCUCUCUCUACUAUGAAGGAAGCAGUGAAUACCAAGACUUGUGACACAGUUGCCACGGGCAUCCAAUUUGGACUUCUAGGCUGUCUGAGUACUGUGUCGACGUUCAUGGCCGAGUUCAAUGCGAUGAGACAAAGCAAAUACCCUUGGCGAGCUUAUGCGUACGCGAUUGCUACAAUAGCCGCCUCAUUUGGCUUGGGAAUCCUGAUAUACGAUCUCCCUGUUUGGAUAAAAGGAUAUGGGUAAGCAUGUCCAGAUGGCCUCCUCCUACUUUACUUCGGACAACGCCUGAGGAACUCGAGAGGAGACCAGACCUGUGCACAGACAAGACGAGAGAACUCGUCUGAGUUACACCACCUAAGAGCUUUUUCAUGGUGCUUCGAGCAAGCUGCAUUAUAUGCAAGGAUGCAUUUACCCCCCAUGAUCGAGUUUUGACCCUGCACAUGUUUGAGGAGAUAGCAAAUUACAACUUACACGAAACCGAGUCAUUGUACUUCUCACUUGUGAUAUGUAUCGGAAGACCUUGGCCUGUGAUCCAAAAGAAAAAGCUUAAUGUUGACGUGAUGAUCGAACUUCUUCACGCUUCUAUGGCAGCAAGAAGAAAGCCCCUACUGACUGAUAUCUGCGGGGAAUCACGGGAUUAGAGCACUUCAACUUGGAAGCAGAAAUCCCACCUUUGAUUGCUGCGCAGAUCUGGUAAAAGAGCUCCCUGGCGGCUUUAUAAGAUUGCUCGAAAAUCUGGGCAUAUGGCGAAAAUUUCAUCGACGAAGCCGCGAGAUACAUGCUGGAAUCGAUUGAAUGAUAACGAGACAUUUCGGGUUUUCAUGUCUACAGACAUUU
Messenger RNA from Syzygium oleosum, 2529 nucleotides. RefSeq names its product fluoride export protein 1-like. Gene Ontology annotation, biological process: fluoride transmembrane transport. The record is from RefSeq and is a predicted model, not a curated record. Gene Ontology annotation, cellular component: membrane. Gene Ontology annotation, molecular function: fluoride transmembrane transporter activity. Bases 517 to 1935 code for a protein of 472 amino acids. NCBI's taxonomy places the organism in Eukaryota, Viridiplantae, Streptophyta, Magnoliopsida, Myrtales, Myrtaceae. The transcript is spliced from 9 exons.